This is a messenger RNA of Argentina anserina (silverweed cinquefoil), 1004 nucleotides long. RefSeq lists its product as uncharacterized. The transcript is spliced from 2 exons. Bases 48 to 1004 code for a protein of 318 amino acids. Lineage: Eukaryota; Viridiplantae; Streptophyta; Magnoliopsida; Rosales; Rosaceae. The record is from RefSeq and is a predicted model, not a curated record.
CUUCUUUAAACCAACCAAAACCAAAUCAGAGAGUGUUAUAGAAGAAGAUGGAGCAAAAGUACCACAUUUGUUCUUCCGGUGCUUUUCUCUUCAUCUUCAUCAUUCUGUUGACAGUCUGUUUGAGCAUUGAAGCUCAGACCUCCGGUGCAAGUCGCAAACUAGUCGGUCAAAAGUCUCCUUUGGUGUCCCAGCAGCAUACAAAGGCAACAUUGACGAUCAACAGCUUUGAGAAAGGUGGUGAUGGUGGUGGACCGUCUGAAUGUGACGGUCAAUAUCACUCUGAUAAGACCAUGAUCGUGGCAUUGUCCACCAGGUGGUACAACAAUGGGAAGAGGUGUUUUGACUACAUUACCAUAAAUGGGAAUGGAAGGAGUGUGAGAGCCAUGGUUGUUGAUGAAUGUGACUCAACAAGAGGAUGUGCUGACGACAUCGUUGAUGCCUCUAAAGCUGUUUGGAAGGCCUUGGGAGUUAAGGAAAACAGCAGGGACUGGGGUGAGAUGAAGGUAUUCUGGUCGGAUGCCUGCAAUCCAAGUGGCAAAAUCAUUGGUAGAAAUCCUCCGCUGGAUCAAUGUAACCAAGAGAACCAGUCUGAGUGUUGUAAAAGAGGAAAGCUUUACACAACUUACAAAUGUUCACCACAGGUGUCUCAGCGCACGAAAGCAACCUUGACUAUCAACAGCUUCCAGAAAGGUGGUGAUGGUGGAGCACCAUCCGAGUGUGACGAUAAAUACCAUCCAGAUAACACCCCCGUCGUGGCAUUGUCAACAGGGUGGUUCAGCAACCGGAGGAGAUGCUUAGACUACGUUAUGGUCUAUGGUAAUGGAAAAAGUGUCAAGGCCAGGGUUGUUGAUGAGUGUGAUUCCUCAAUGGGAUGUGAUUCUGAUCAUGAUUAUCAGCCUCCAUGUCCUAACAAUAUAGUCGAUGCCUCUAAAGCUGUGUGGAAGGCAUUGGGAGUGCCGGAAAGCGACUGGGGUGAAAUGGAAGUACAAUGGUCUGAUGCCUGA